AUAUAGAUUCAAGAUGGCGUCGUUGAAGAAGUCGGAAUACGUCCUAGAUGAGAUAGUUUACUUUUUAAGCAAUCCGUUUUUCCAGAUUCCGGUGCUUUCUUUUAUGGAAAGCAAAUGUCUAAGUAAGAAUGGAUUUUUUAGUACCUUUCUUAAAAUGCAUGAGUGUGUAAUCAUAAAUAAUGUCUGUGUUUUUCCAGGAAAAAGAUCCUGCCUCUUCUUUUUUUUUUUUUUUGUUGGGGUGUAAAAAAUAUAUUAAAGUGCCUAAAUUUGACUUAAUAAGCUUUGUAUUACUUUAUUUAAUUUUUNAAAAUAUAUUAAAGUGCCUAAACUUGACUUAAUAAGCUUAGUAGUACUUUAUUUAAUUUUUAUACAUAAAUUAACAUAUAAUUAUAUUGGCAUUUAAUUAUAUCAAGAUUUUAAUUUUAGUAAUUUGCCUUAUUAUAUACUAUACUAUAAUUAUAAUAAUAUAAAGAUUAUUUGAAAAUCGAUUACGCUUCAUCCCCAAAGAGAGAUACAUACCACAUUGAAGUACAAAAUGCAACAUUACAAAAACUACAUACGAGAAUACCCAUUCUAAGUCUUUCAUACCUUGCAACCAUAAACAACACAGGCCAAUAUACAUCUACAAGAUAAUAGCUAGAUAGACGACAUCACCCCAGCAGGUGUUUACGAAAUAAUAAGUCUUCAAAUCAGUUUUGAAAGACUCCAGGGUCUGGCUGUUUAUGAGAGCGACAGGAAGGGUGUUCCGAAUUGUUGGGCCAGCAAAUGCAAAAGUGCGUCCCUCAUAAGUCUCAAGGCGAACCCGUGGUAUCAAGAGUCCACCACUAUCAGAUGAGCAGGGUUAUACUAUAUACAACCAUUAAGGGGUGUCAUAGUCGAUUUAGACUGAUGCAACUAUAUAAUUUAAAUACAUAAUUUGUAAUCUAACUUCUAAACGCUAAGAGUAAGACUAAGGGCAGUAUCACUAUUGCUAAAGAGCAAUGGUCCAUAAAGGUUUUUAAAGUGGGAGACGGCACUACUAAAAUUAGGAGGAAAUAAGAAACAGUAACUUUUUAUUCUUAGUGCGCUUAUACUCAACUACCAAAGAAAGUCUAUUUUAAAAAGUUUUUAAAAAUAUUUUUUGGCAGGCAUGCAAUCAUAAAAAGCAUAUCAAAAUUAUACAUUGUAUGUCAAAAUCAUCAGAUUUACCAGGCCUGUCCCUCGCCUUUUCACAAAAUUUUGUCUCACUAACACUAUCUACAGUUUUUAUACUUUUUAUGACUUUCCACAUUUAUUUGUUUCGGCAACACAGUCACUCCUUUAGUCACAUCACUUACCUUUAUUGCCUCUUUGUUCUUUAGAAUAGUAUAUAACUUAGCAUGGUCAGAAACACGAAGGCCAUUAUCAUUACUAACAUGAUUCCUUUUAAAAUAGCACAUUUCUCUUAAAGUUAAAGCGCCAUAAUGAGAGCUAAAACUAAAAUAAAACAAACAGUGCAAAAGUAAUUUUUUAAAAAGUAUAAUUUUUUUAACACAGAGCUCUACAAACUAUAUUUACAGAAAACAUGUUUAAGUACUACUCAGUUGGUGAGAUAGUGUAUACUGCAAUAUGCAUAUGUUUGUAACCUGAAUUAUCUUCCAACUUCUGAGGUGUUUCUUAUCCGAGGCUCAACUGUAUUGAUGAGAAAGAUGUUUAAUUUGCUGUGUCACAGUGGGAGAUAGAUUUCCCUUGUCAUUUUUCAGAGCUUAUCUGCAUAUAUAUUUGUCUAUCGUCAUAUUUUAUUUAAGUGUAGCACAUAUUAUAUAAAGGUCCAUUUAAGAGAGGACAAAUCAAUCAUAUGAAAUCAGAGGGUGAGCAUUCAAAGCAGUGUGAAAUCUAUGAUAGGAAAUGCUUUGAAAUAUGGUUCAAGGCUAAAGAACCACAUACUAAAAUAUGAUGAUGGAAAUAAACAGUUUAGGCAGGCAUCUUCAAUUUCCACCUCUACACCUCAUCUUCGUCUAUCAAAGUAACAAAGAUUUGGGUAUGACCAUUUUUACAUGCAAUGCCAAUAGUUAUUGUUUAAAUGGUAACAUACUAUUCUGAAAUGAUAUUGUACUAUUUUGGGAGUUCCAGGGUGACCAGGUCUGUAGCGAGUUGCACAGUGAUUUAUUGGCCAAAACACAAGUACAAGUGCCAAAACUGAAGAUUUAAACUUAAAUCGAGAAGAGUGUGGUUGAAUAAAGUUUUCUACAGAAGUGAUAUUCAUAGUGUUGUUAGUCAUGGAGAGGCUGCUAGGGCAGAUAAAAAGAUAUAUAUUUUUUUCUAAAAGAACAACACUUAUAAAUGUAAAGAUACCCUAGUUCUAAGGUAGGGCAGAUUAAUUGAAUUUACAUUGAUUUCAAUGGGAAAAAAUUAUUUCAGUUAGUGAAUAUUUUGGUGUAAGAGCUGAGUAACAGAACAAAUUAAGUUCACUAACUGAGGUUCCACUGUAUUAAAAUAAAUGUGUUUGAAGUAUGAGAGACUAAGAUUUUAAAAUUAUUUAUAAAAGUAAUUUUUAUUUUUUUGUUUUCAAAAUCAGUUUUUGAUCCGAGUAUUGAAGACUCUGAAGCGUACCUGGAGAUUCAUGCAGAAUAUAUAAAGUUGGUAUGUAAUUUUAUCACUGUAGUUGUGAGUCAUAUAUUUUUGUAUUAUUAUUUGACUUUCACCUAUUUAAAAUUAUUUCUUUAAGGCAAUUUUUGAAUGAUGAAUAGGUUUAAUUGGAUAAAAUUCAGCAAUAUUAUCAGACAGUUUUGCAUUUACCUUUUGUAAAAAAAAAAUACAGAAGAUGACCCAAUUUUUGAAAUGUUUUACCUUUCCAAACCUGUUCAAUCUUUAAUUACACAUUUACUUUUUUUUUUUUUUUUUUUUUUUAUUUUUUUUAUUUUUUUUUUUUUUUUUUUUUUUUUUUUUUUUAUUUUUUUUUUUUUUUUUUUUUUUUUUUUUUUUUUUUAAUCUCAUGACAUUUUAUUAAUUCUUACUUAAAUAUAUUCAUCCAACUUUAAAUGAAAAUUGUAUCAUAAUAGAUAGUCUAACCAUCUUUAUGAUAAAUAUGCUUUGUGCAAUAAGACUUUAUUUGUGUCCAUGAUGUUUAAGUGUAUAAAGAGAUUUAUUUUUUUUGGUAUCCUUUUUUGUAUUUCAGAAAUUUAUUAGGUUUGGUUGAGGUUUUUUGUUUUUGUUUUUUUUGGUGAGGAUGUGUUUUUUGUUAGGGUAUUCUUCUUCAUUGAUGCUUUUUAAUAAUAAUUAAUCAUUUGGGAAAAAUAACAAAUUUGGAACAAAAAUUAAAUUAAAAGGUAUUUAAUUGGCUUUAUGGUUUUCUUGGUGUAUUAAUGUUUGGAAAUGGUUAUUAAUUCUCUGAUCAUCUUUAACUCAUUCACAUUAAAUUAUAUCAGACAUAUUUUGGUGAUGCUUUGAUGAUUAAUAAUACAUUUAUUAUAGCAUAACAGAUGUUCAAAAUUCCAUUUUCAACUACUGCAUGCAUGCCAGAAAGUUGCACUUUAAUGCAAUACUUUAUCAAGAUACACGGCUUAGAAAAGUAUGUAAGUUUAUUGCAUAGCGUGAACCCUGCAAUAAGAAUCUCCCCAGUAGUAAACUCUCCUCGCUUCUUGCUACGGUAGGACUGACAGGCUAAUCAAUAAGAACAUUGGCUAUUUGCUGGCUUUAACAGGGCUCAUCAUUGUUCCAUCAAUGGCCAUUGACCAAUGCGGCAUUCACUGUUCUCUCCAGUUGGCCAAAUUUAGCUCUCUCAGACAAGUGUCCAAUAAUCCAGCUGGGAUUGAAAAGAUGGUUAGAAAGGUUUAGAUGGUCUUGAUAAUGAGUAGAUUAAUUUUAAUUAUCUUUUAUUCAUAGCUCUCUUAUAUAGUAAUUCCCCUUUCCCUAAAAAAAAAAGUUAGGUGCCUAUAUUGUGCCUUGAUGUUUUUAUUACAAUUUGUUAUUAUUUACUGGAGCGACUGACAAUAAUUUGCUUUAAUUCAAUAUUUUUUUAAAUGACCAAAUUAUGCUGUGAUAUCUAAAGUAAAAUACACACCACAGAAUUAUGUGAGCAGCAGUUUUGGUCUAACACCUACAUUUGUACAAUGGGCCUUGGUUUCUCAACUUCUGUUUCUAACAAUAACAAAGAGUGCUUCCUGUUCUGAACUUUGGCUACAUUGCCAUUAUUGAAAUCUUCAAAAACAUGAGUUUUAUUUUAAUUUAUCUGUUGUUUAAUACUGUAUUGUCUGCUGAAGAUUGCACCUAGCCAAAAUGUCUGUUUAAUUACUGUGUCCUUUUUUUUCAAGCUUCAGCAUAUCUUGUUAUUCUAUUUAUUUACUUUACCCAGCAUGAACGCAGCUCCCUAUUUAUAUAUUAUGAAGUAUUACUGCGUAAAAUCAAAUUUAUUUAUUUCUAUGUUGCAUUACUAUUUUCAUAUUUUUAUAACGUUUUACAAGUUAAAAUCAAAUGAAUGAGUUUGUUAGUGAGAUUAUCUUUAGAGAUUAAAGCAAGUUAAUCUUCUUUUGUCUAAUAUGUUUUGUCGAAUGUGGAAGAUAAAUUAACUGAAAUUAGUUUAGUACCACUCAUUAUUAAAUAAACAAAUAGAACUAUAAACUAUGUUUAUUUAGGUACCAUCGGUAAGACCCAUAUAAACAUCAAUAUCACUCAAAUGUAUGUCACUGCUUUUAAAACCAAGCUGCCUACUUUCAUUAUCUUUUCAUUAUUUUUAGCUUUCUUUCUUUUUAUGUUUUCUUUCAAUCAUAAAUAUUAGGUGGAUCUUCUGCUGGAAGGUUUUAGAACUGACACAGGCUUAUCCCAUGACCAGAUCAUCCAAGCUAUGAAAGAACUGAGUUCAAAGCCUGACCUUAGGGAUGUUUUCCAGGUGAGGACUUUUACAACACAUGUCCCACUUUUUUUUUUUUUACAGAUCUUUAGGUUGCAGAGCAAUACAUUUUUUGUAUAUCUUAUUGGCUUCUUAAAAUACAAUAUUCUCAAAUGUGCCUAUCACAGAGCAAGUAGCAAUGGCCAGUAUGUUAAAAUUGACUUGCUUGCAACUAGUAUUAGUUUUGUCUAUAAAAAAAACUAAAAAAUAACAAAUAAAAUAUCUGCUUAAACAUAGGAGCAUAAAUUAAUACCUAGUUCCUCAAAUCAAAGAAUGUAAAGGAGAAAGUUAUUCUCAUGGGAUGGAUAAUGGCCAUAACUUUCUCAGCAGAGUCCUUUUAUUGGCUUUAGAAGCAGUGAUUUCUUGAACAUAAAAAUUCACAACAGCUUGAAAUUCAUGUAUUCCAAUAAUUCCUUACUUAUUCCUUCUACCUGAAAAUAUUUUUUUUUUAAAUUAUUUAAUUUUGUAAGUUGUGUUACUUCAUUAUAGAUAUGUAGGUCACUGGUUAAUUUAUUAAAUUUUUUUAAAUUUAUAAUGCAAAAACAAAAAGGAUAGCUUAGUAUAGGCAUUCUCAAAUCUAGUCAUGAUGCUCAUUGUUGAUCUUUUUCUUUUUUUUCUGUCUUGCUCCAACAUUUUUAACCACCAGGUUCUCUUUGAACAAGUUUUAGCCACAGUGGAUUAUAGGAUCUUUGUGCGAAUCAUGGCACAGAAAAAUCUUGAACUUCAGCAACAGGCUCUGCUGCUCAUUUCUCAGAUGCUGGGUGGAAGUUUGCCUGAAAGUUUACUAAAGGAUGCACCAGGGGACGUACAGUGGUCUAAGAGCCAACACCAUUCCAAAGACGAGGAUCAAAUCUUGUUGGCUGUUUUAGCGUGAGUUGGUCAACACACCCCCACAUAUGUGACAAACAUUUUAUGUUCAUAUGUACUUAAAACUGAUCCAUCCACCUUGAAACUGGCAUUUCUAAUAAUGAUUAGUAUUAAGGCGUUUCUUUUAGAGUACUUUCUGUGUGAGGAAGAUGAGAUACACAUUAUUUUGAUCGGUGGUUAAAUUAGAUUGAUAUGGAAAAACCAUGAAAGAACAUGUGACCCCACUUUCCAUGUGCUAUUAUUAAGGUAGCCCCUCAGUUUUGAUGUCCAAAGCACAUGUUAGCCUUCCCACCACAUUUGUCUCUUAGCCCAUCAUAGCCUAAUGUAUAUAUUAUUUUGCCCUCUCCAAAGGCGUUUUUCAGGUUGCUGCUGUAGCAUUAAGUGUUAUGGCUUAGUUAUUGAAAGAGUUUGCAUAAUCAAGUAUAUAAUUGACUAUCUAGUUCAGCAAUUCUCAAAUUUAAUUUUAACAAAUAGAAAUAUGUAUGCUUUGGUCCCAAGUCUACAAUAUCUAUAUUUUUUUAAAGAGAAAAUUUAAGUAAUAAAAAAAUUCUAAAACUUACAGAGCCCUCAUAUGAACCGGCUGGUUUGUAUAUUUUGUUUGUUUAAGCUGCUCAUAAACUUUUUACCUUGGUUGUUGCUGUGGAAAUAAACAUCUUCAAGCAGUGUUUUAAUUUCAUUGUGAAUUUCUGUAAUGUUUUGGUUUAUUUCAUUCAGACAAUCAAAAGAAGAAUAUGAAAGAGAGAAAAAGAAAACUAAUGAUGAGCAAGAAGAACUUAGAAUAAUAAUUGGGAUAUCGCAGUCUGAGAGUGCAAGACUCGAACAGUCAAUGAAAGUUGAGCAGGAGAAAUUGAAUGAGGUAAAUAUCAUUUACACCACGAACAUCUGAUUGCAUAAUCCAUUUGUUGUUUUUUUUCAUUUUCUAUAGUCCUAUAAUAAAAUUAAGACUAAUAUAUUGUGAUGCACUGGUUUUUGUUGGGUUUUUUUCAGACUCUUCAAAAAUCCCUAACUUUGAAUGAUGAGCCACAAACUACAGGGAAAACAUUAUCCUCAAAACCUACCUUGUCUAAGUCAGCAUCAAUACCACCCCCAGCUUCAUAUCAACCAAAGCGACAGUCAUCAGUAAUAAUCAAAAUUUUUAUAACUCUUGUAAAUAAUUAACCCAAGUUUAGGAGUGUAUAACACAGCAGUUUUAAUCUAGGGCAAAUUGAUAACUUCUUAACAUAAAUUUGGUAAAAGCAGACAAUUGGUGCCAUGUUUUUUCCUCAUGGCCGCCAUCUUUUUUGCCAUGGUUGAGGAAAAAAAGUGGUGCAAACACAGGUGUGAUAAAAAAAAAGAAAGAGGAUGGGAGCAAUUUUAGUAGAAUAAUUUUUUUUUAAUUUUUUUAAAUCAGUUAAAUUAAUUAUUAGUAUUUUUUAAAAAAUUAUUUCAAUCAAAAUGUAAAAUAAAAUAAAAUUUGAAAAAUAUUUGGAAGAAGCGAACAAAUUACAAAUAAAAGUGUUAAAAAUUAGCACAAAAAAAAACAAUCAAAUUUAAAGAAAUAAUAUGAGCCGAUACAUAAUUUUUGUGAUGAACGGCUGCCAUCCCUAAACCUAACUUGAAACAUAAAUCUAUCCCUAAACCUAACCUGAACCCUUAACCUAUCCUUAAACCUAACCUGAACCCUUAAUCUAUCCCUAACCUGAACCCGAGCGCUAAACCUAACCCUAAAACUAACCCUAAACCGCUGAACCUCAAGUCCUAAGUAAAAAACAUGUUUGUGGCCACACUUUUACAGUUACACACUUUUUAAGAAAGCUGUAAAAAUGAAGAAAAACAAUAAAAAAUAAUUGUAAAAUAAUGAAAAACCAACUUAGUUUCUUGGAAUACACUUUAAUACAUUUUACUUCAAGUUCCACCAAGCAAAAAAAUCAAAUAAUUGUAAGAAAAUCAAUAAAAUACAUGAAUAUGAUAUGAAACCCAUUUUCCAAAAAUGAAGCAAUGACGUAACGUUAUUUUUAUCACUCCUUUAUCUAUAUCCGUUAAUUUACCAGAUAUAAAAAAUAAUUUCUCUUCUUUUCAUUUAACAUUUCCAACCCUCUUAAAUUUUCAAAAGCUUAGAAUAACAUUAAAAGCAGAAAGGCAAGUAAUUAUUAACCUAAAAUUUAAAAUUUAUUUUAAUAUCCGUUAAUUAUUCACAUGAACUUUUUUAGCAGCACUUUAAUGUUGAAAUAUUCCUUUGCUGCCACUUCUUCCAAUGAAUAAGCGUACAUUUUUCAACAAUUCAAUUAAAAUGUAAUGUGUAUUUUAUUUUAUAGAAUUUCAUUUAAUAUUGCCAUUUAUCUGAAAAUAAACUCAGAAAAUAAACAAAAAAACAAUAUUUUUCUAAAGAUUCAUUUGGCCUAUUAAUACUAAUACAUAAAAAAUAACACUACAAAAAUAAACAAAGGGGGGUGAAUUCUAAACAAAAUCUUAACUAAACAUCCAAAUGACAUCAUGGCACCAAUUCUCUGCAUUGACCCCACAGAAAAAUCACAAGUUGUCAUGGUCUGAAAAUAUAGUCAUAUUUUCAAAAUUAUUUGCAUUUUUCAAGAUUCAGCAAAAUUGCAUUUAUUAAAAUUAAGAAUUUGCAUCAAAUAAAUAUUAUAAGAACCUAAGAUAUAUUCAACAAAAUACUUUCUCAAAGUUUUCUUAUUAAUCUUUGCAGCUCUCAUUGUUGACUAAUCCACCAAAAUUUUUAAUGCUCUAAUAUUUACACCUACUAAUACACAUUAUUUAUUUCAGACUACUACAGCUCCUAAACAGAUUGUGGCAGACCAUCAUCUUGGUGCAAAGGAUUCUGGGAGUGCAGUUUCAAGUGCUGAUGCUGCUGCUUCAUGGAUGAAAUCUGCAGAGACAGAGAUGAAUUCCUCUGAUGCACAUUCCAAGGCUGUUCAAGCUGCAGCAGUGAGCAAUCAUUUUAGUGUGCAUUCAGCUUUUUAAAUUACUAAUUAAAUUUAAAGAUUUUUCACAUAAAGUACUCUUUAAAAAAAAAAAUUGGUGCUUUAGACAUAGUUUGGUUUAAUCCCUACAUGUAAUGCAUUUAAUUUUUUAUCACACAAAUUAUCCAGACUAGCAAAUUUCUGCAUAGCUAUUCUUCACCACUUCUGCCUUAAAAAAUAUACAGUUGCUAUUCGUGCUUAACCCUCUUGAGACGGCUGGGCAAAUCUAUCAGCUUAGUGUUAUGGUGAAAAAUAUGACAGACUGAUCCAUCUGCCAAAUAAUAAAAGCCUUGAAAUUAGAAGGCUGGUCUUCAUACCAGCUAAUCGGAUUUCUUCUCGCAUUUCUUGCUAAUUUUGCCAUUUUCAUGGUGGCUUUCAUUGAUAGUUUACAGUUUUCUGUCAUUUUAUAUUAUUUUCUUUGUACCUAGUGACCCAAUUAAUGCUUUAAAAAUAUGUGACUUUGAACAAAGGGCAAAUGCUGCCCUAAGGGAAUAUUUUAUGAAUCUCAUUAAAAUAUGGGUUAGGACUUAUUUAGGCUUCAACAAUCAUACAUUUUUUUUUAAAUUCUGCAGGUAAGACAUGUUUCCUCUAAGAGUAAACAAAAUUGUAUGCAUAAAUUAUGCAAAUCAGAAUAUCUCCUUUGCAUAAAUGUUAAGAUUUCAGUUUAUAAAGCAGACACUUUAUGGCUGGAUUUUUUAUGUCUCAUUACAAGUUGUAAUCCUUUCUUUCACCAUUCAGGCAGGUAUGGCAGGCAUGUCUGGAGAGGAAUACAAACGAAGGGUUGAAUUUUUACGCCAGCAACGAGAUAAAUUAAUGGAAAUGAAACGUAAAGAGAGGGAAAAGCAGCUGCUCUCUGCUGAAAAGUCUCAACCUCAACGACCGGCAUCAGCAAGGGCUGCCAAGGUGGCUUUGAAACAAGGUCAUGGUAAUGGGGGACCUGAAAAAAGUCCUGAAGAUGAGAAAAAACUAGCAAUGAGAAGAGCGAUAGCUGACAGAAUCAAGUCUGAGCUGAUGGGUAAGAAGUAAUUAGAAACUCCCCAGUGAUUUCUAAUUGGUCACAGCAUUGCACCAUUCUUCCAAAUAAGUUUUUUUGCUACCACUCCUGCCACUAUGAGUUCCAAUGCUUUUUGUGCAUAUAUGUUGUUUUACCUACAG
This is a messenger RNA of Lymnaea stagnalis (great pond snail), 9825 nucleotides long. NCBI's taxonomy places the organism in Eukaryota, Metazoa, Mollusca, Gastropoda, Lymnaeidae. The record is from the annotation of a GenBank genome assembly.